Messenger RNA from Wyeomyia smithii (pitcher-plant mosquito), 1179 nucleotides. RefSeq lists its product as uncharacterized. The transcript has a single exon. The coding region runs from base 1 to 1179 and encodes 392 amino acids. The record is from RefSeq and is a predicted model, not a curated record. Gene Ontology annotation, molecular function: DNA helicase activity. Lineage: Eukaryota; Metazoa; Arthropoda; Insecta; Diptera; Culicidae. Gene Ontology annotation, biological process: telomere maintenance; DNA repair.
AUGAGCGCAGAUAUUCUUCACAAUCUCCGAAGACAAAAUCCUGAACUGAAUGUUCAGAUCACACCAGAUGUACAAAAUCAAACCUUGAUUUUGUUGGAGGAUCUUUGUAUGACGAUGGCCGGGAAACACAUUAACCAAUACAGUCUUCCUUCUCCUAUCAGAGAUCAGUCGAAUUCGUUGCGUACUGAAAUUUUGCAAGAACUAUCGUAUGAUCGUGUCCAGUUGCACGCGUUCGUUGCUGAAAAAGAACCUCUGCUUGAAGCUAUCCAAAAGGCAGCAUACAAGGAGGUUCUUCGGAGGGUUGAAAAUCAAGACGGCAUUAUUUUGUUGUUGGAUGCGCCUGGUGGAACAUACGUGAUAAACCUUCUUCUAGCAAAGCUUCGCUCGCAGUCGAGCAUUACCUUGGCUGUUGCUUCAUCUGGAAUUGCAGCGACCCUAUUACACGGAGGUCGUACAGCCCAUUCCGCAUUCAAGCUGCCUUUACAACUGGCACAUUGCGAUACGGUACCAUCAUGCAAUAUUGCUAAAGGAUCCGGUUUGUCGCAACUGCUACAGGAGUGUAAGCUGAUUGUGUGGGAUGAGUGUACUAUGGCUCAAAAACAUGCACUGGAAGCCCUGGAUUUGACUCUUCGAGAUCUCAAGUCAAAUGAUCAAGUGAUGGGUGGAACUGUAGUGCUGUUGGCUGGAGACUUCCGGCAAACAUUACCAGUCAUCCCCAAGUCCACACCUGCUGACGAACUCAACGCUUGCCUCAAGGCCUCUCACCUGUGGAGAAAUGUGCGGAAACUUGCGCUUACUAAAAACAUGAGAGUGCAUGUAUUGGGUGACGAAUGUGCGGAACUGUUUUCUGAGCAACUUCUCGCUCUCGGCGAUGGAAAAAUAUCCGCAGAUACCAGUGAUGGACGAAUAUCCUUUCCAUCCAAUUUUUGUUGCAUGGUAGAUUCCCAGUUAGCACUGCAAACGAAGGUCUUCCCCGAUAUUCAACUCAACUUCACAAACACGCAGUGGCUGUUUUCAGGAUUCUGUUUUCAGGAUCAACAAACGAAUGUUGGGUUACUUCCUGGUGAGGUAAAGAGUAACAAAGCUAUAGACACUGUAGAUGAUCCAACGGAAGCCAUUCACUAUCCUAUCGAAUUUCUGAAUUCACUACAGCCAUCCGGAAUUCCACCGUUUAAUUAA